GAAUGUCACAUUUCAGUAUAUGAACCUGAAAUCAGCAUGCACAUUUCAGGCCACAUGGAACAUUCUUCAAGGAGUUCACGCGUCUUACAGAGGACACCUGACCUUUUGAAGUGUCAUAAUUCACAUCUAGAUGUCACCAGUCUUUCCCAUGUUAACAGUUCUGACUAUGUUUUAUUAUAUAUGCCUUCGACGCCGAGCUAGGACAGCUGCAAGAGGAGAAAUGAUGGACAGCCAUAGGACUAUAGAAUCAAAUAGCCGGACUUCCUCUCUCAAUGCAGAGGUGGUCCAAUAUGCCAAAGAAGUAUUAGAUUUCAGUUCCCAUUAUGGAGGUGAGAAUAGUAUGUCCUAUACCAUGUGGAAUUUGGCAGGUGUACCAAGUGUAUUCCCAAGUUCUGGUGACUUUACUCAGACAGCUGUGUUUCGAACCUAUGGAACAUGGUGGGAUCAGUGUCCUAGUGCUUCUUUACCAUUCAAGAGGACACCACCUAAUUUUCAGAGCCAGGACUAUGUGGAACUUACUUUUGAAGAACAGGUGUAUCCUACAGCUAUUCACAUUCUGGAAACCUACCAUCCUGGAGCAGUCAUUAGAAUUUUGGCUUGUUCUGCAAAUCCCUAUUCUCCAGGUCCACCAGCUGAAGUAAGAUGGGAGAUUCUGUGGUCAGAAAGACUUACGAAGGUGAAUGCUUCCCAGGCUCGCCAGUUUAAACCUUGUAUUAAGCAGAUAAAUUUUCCCACAAAUCUUAUACGACUGGAAGUAAAUAGUUCUCUUCUGGAUUAUUACACUGAAUUAGAUGCAGUUGUGCUACAUGGUAUGAAGGACAAGCCAAUGCUUUCUCUCAGUACUUCACUUAUUGACAUGAACGAUCUAGAAGAAGAUGACUAUGAAGAAAAUGAUGGUUGUGGAAUGGACAAUCUUAACCAAAAUUUUAGCAAUGCUGCCCUCAGGGAAGGGUCAAAUAAUGGAUAUUUUGAUAAACUACCCUGUGAGCUCAUUCAACUGAUUCUGAGUCAUCUUACACUACCAGACUUGUGUAGAUUGGCACAGACGUGCAAACUGCUGAACCAGCAUUGCUGUGAUCCUCUACAAUACAUCCAUCUCAAUCUGCAACCAUACUGGGCAAAACUGAAUGACACCUCUUUGGAAUUUCUACAGACUCGAUGUACUCUCAUCCAGUGGCUUAAUUUAUCUUGGACUGGCAAUAGGGGCUUUAUCUCUGUUGCAGGAUUUAGCAGGUUUCUGAAGGUUUGUGGAUCUGAAUUAGUACGACUUGAAUUAUCUUGCAGCCACUUCCUUAAUGAAACUUGCUUGGAAGUUAUUUCUGAGAUGUGUCCAAAUCUGCAGGACUUAAAUCUCUCAUCCUGUUAUAAACUACCACCUCAAGCUUUCAGCCACAUUGCCAAAUUAUGCAGCCUUAAACGACUUGUUCUCUAUCGAACAAAAAUAGAACAAACAGCACUGCUCAGCAUUUUGAACUUCUGUUCAGAGCUUCAGCACCUCAGUUUGGGCAGUUGUAUCAUGAUUGAAGACUGUGAUGUGAUAGCUAGCAUGAUAGGAGCCAAGUGUAAAAAACUCCGGACCCUGGAUCUGUGGAGAUGUAAGAGUUUUACUGAGAAUGGAAUAGCAGAACUGGCUUCUGGGUGUCCACUUCUGGAAGAACUUGACCUUGGCUGGUGCUCCACUCUGCAGAGCAGCACCGGGUGCUUCAUCAGACUAGCACGCCAGCUCCCAAACUUGCAGAAACUCUUUCUUACAGCUAACAGGUCUGUAUGUGACACAGACAUUGAAGAACUGGCAAGUAAUUGUACCAGAUUACAGCAACUGGACAUAUUAGGAACGAGAAUGGUAAGUCUGGCAUCCUUAAGAAGACUCCUGGAAUCUUGUAAAGAUCUUUCCUUACUUGAUGUGUCCUUCUGUUCACAGAUUGAUAACAGAGCUGUGCUAGAACUGAAUGCAAGCUUUCCAAAAGUGUACAUAAAAAAGAGCUUUACUCAGUGACUUAGUAUAUAUUCUGUAAUAAAAUUCAUGUCCCUUGGUAGGGUUUUUUGGGGGGAUGGUUUUGUUUAAUUUUUAUAAUGGUGAGAAUUAAGACAUUUGUAGAUUUGAAAGAAAUAUGUGAAAUUGUCCAUUAAAACAUGAAAAAAUGUAAGCAAAUGUUUUCACAAAAUAUUGCAAGCACUUUUCUUCAAGAAUAUGUGAGUGGUUGAUAUUCUUUUUAACUUAUGUUAACCAUUGCUGUUAUGCUUUAGUCAAUAAUUAUAUGAUUAAUAAAAUAAUAAUACAGAAAAAUUGUAACUUAUCUUUAAAGGAAUACUUUGAGCAAUAAAGUGUCAUGAUGUUUAUGCAAAAAUAAAGUUUAUUUUUCACAUUUCCA
Messenger RNA from Galeopterus variegatus (Sunda flying lemur), 2372 nucleotides. RefSeq names its product F-box and leucine-rich repeat protein 4 (gene FBXL4). The record is from RefSeq and is a predicted model, not a curated record. Gene Ontology annotation, cellular component: SCF ubiquitin ligase complex. Bases 131 to 1996 code for a protein of 621 amino acids. NCBI's taxonomy places the organism in Eukaryota, Metazoa, Chordata, Mammalia, Dermoptera, Cynocephalidae. Gene Ontology annotation, biological process: SCF-dependent proteasomal ubiquitin-dependent protein catabolic process. Gene Ontology annotation, molecular function: protein binding. The transcript has 8 exons.